AUGGCAUCGCUCGAUUUUUUGGACGAUGUGCAGUGGAUGAACAAGCGGCAGCUCUAUUAUCUAGUCUUAAAUUUUGGAAAGAUUGUCUCCUCGGCACUAAUGCUCCGGAAGGGGUUAACGGUUAGAACCGGAAGUGAAAGUCCAGCUGUGGUGUUGCUCAGCGGCAGCAUGGAACGUGCAUUCCAUAGAGGAGCUUUUCUCUUUCUAGCAAAUCGAGUUGAAGAUCAUCCCGUAGGAGUGGAAGAAAUUGUUGUUUUUAGCAUAGAAGGAAGAGAGGUUCCUAUAGUUCACCGAGUCUUGAAGAUUCAUGAAAAGCAAAAUGGACCGAGGGGAUUUGUUCCUUACGCUGGGAUUGUGACGAUCCUCAUGAAUGACAAUCCUAAAUUUCAGUGUGCAGUACUCUUUGCUGGUCCAUUGUGA
Molecule: messenger RNA, 420 nt
Organism: Balaenoptera musculus (blue whale)
Lineage: Eukaryota; Metazoa; Chordata; Mammalia; Artiodactyla; Balaenopteridae
Product: signal peptidase complex catalytic subunit SEC11A-like
Exons: 2
Coding region: 1-420 (139 amino acids)
Cellular component (GO): membrane; signal peptidase complex
Molecular function (GO): serine-type endopeptidase activity
Source: RefSeq, a predicted model, not a curated record